Messenger RNA from Metarhizium album ARSEF 1941, 432 nucleotides. RefSeq lists its product as uncharacterized. The record is from RefSeq and is a predicted model, not a curated record. The transcript is spliced from 3 exons. The coding region runs from base 1 to 432 and encodes 143 amino acids. Lineage: Eukaryota; Fungi; Ascomycota; Sordariomycetes; Hypocreales; Clavicipitaceae.
AUGGCCCAUUCGUACAGAGCCGUCUACCCAAGCGACAUUACCGUCUCACCAGACAUCAUCCAGUUCUUCGAGGACUUUUACCGCAUAUCAGACAUCCCGGGAGAACACCAGCAAUACGUCGGCCAAUUCACCCAAGAUGCAAUCUUCAUUCUCGCCUCCAAAAAAGCACAAGGAAAAGACGAAAUUAUGACUGCGAGAAUCGCCAUGUGGUCCGCAGUAGCGUCCCGCAGGCACACCAUCGGCAAGGUGUUUCCUUUUUCUAAUGACUCUGAUGAAUUCAUGCUGUACGGGUCUGUCGCCCUUGGAUUGCGCAAUGGCGCAAAUGCAGAUGUCGAUUGGGCUGCGAGGGCCAACAUUAUCAAGUCGCCCGAUGGGAAGUGGAGGAUGAAAUUUUACCAGGUUUAUCUUGACACUGGAGCGAGCAGAGGGUAG